Molecule: messenger RNA, 1509 nt
Organism: Rotaria sp. Silwood1
Lineage: Eukaryota; Metazoa; Rotifera; Eurotatoria; Philodinida; Philodinidae
Source: the annotation of a GenBank genome assembly
AUGAGUGUCGAUGAGCAAACAACUGCGACUGAUCAAUUACCAACAAGUUCAACAAAUUUAGAUCAAGAAACAUUACUUGCACUUGUUGCUGUUCGUCCUCCGACACCAGAUAAAUGUGCUGUUUGUUUAAAUAAUAAACAAACAGAUAUUAUUGCUCGAAUUGAUUCUUGUUCACAUACAUUUUGUUUUCCUUGUAUACUUGAAUGGUCAAAAGUUCGUGCUAUAUGUCCAUUAUGUAAACAACCAUUUAGUUUAAUAACACGUGAACGUUAUUCUGGUGAAGUAGUUGAAGAAAUUCGUGUACAAACAUCACGACGAUCAACAUUACCACCACCAGCACUUAGUAGUUUUAAUGAUGUUCUUAAUUGGUUUGAUAAUCGUCGUCAAAGAUCAGACAAUUCAAAUGAUCACAGACGUAAUGAUAUAUUUCGACAAAUGAUUUAUGUUGAAUGGUUAAAUACAUUAGAAUCUAUUGUUCGUCGACCAAAUAACAAUUCAAGAAAUUCUUCUCAUUCAUCAGUAGUUCGUUCAGUAAAUCCAUCAUCAUCUCGAUUAAGUAUUAUUUCUCGUGAUUCAAUACGUCAUCUGCUUCAUCGUUAUGUACGUCAAACAACAUCAGAAUUACAACAAUCAACAAUUUAUUCACAAUCAACACGACAAACAGUUGCAUUUCGUAAAUAUAUUUAUAUCAAUCGUUUAUUUGUUCAUAGUCCAUUACUUGGACAUAAUCAUGAUACAUUAACUAUACGAGAAUGUUCACCAACAUGGUAUGCAUCAAAUCAAGCUUGUCUUCAUCGUCUUGUACCAUUUUUAGCACGUGAAUUAUUAGCUUUAUUAUCCAAUGAUGAACGAACAAUUGAACAUAUAAUACGAGAAAUUUUAACAACUAUACAAUUACAUCAUAUACGUUCAAAUUAUUUAGCAAGAAAAUUAAAUGAAUAUCUUGGACGUUAUACAAAACAUUUUAUACAUGAAUUUUAUACAUUUGCACGUUGUCCAUAUGAUUUAGCUGGUUUUGAUCGUCAUGCACAAUAUCCAACAUUGAAUUCAUCAUCAUUAGUCAUACCACCGUUAGAAAUCUCAUUAGAUGAUGAUAAUAAUGGAGAUGAACAUUCACCAAUUAUACUUGAUGAAACUCCUGAUAUAUUAGCAAUUGAUACUAUUGAUAUUGUUUCUUCACCACAAACAACAACAAUCGAAUCUGAAGAACGAUCAUCAUCACCUGAAUGUGAAAUAGUUGAAUAUGUUGAACCAAAUAUUGAAAGAACUCCUCCUAGUCUAAUUGUUUUGUCUGAAGAUGAUGACGAUGAUGAUAUUAAUGAAUUACAAAUACAAGCAUCAUCAUCAUCAUCUAUGAAACGAAAAAAUUCUCAUGAUGAUCAAAAACCUAAAAAACAACAAACAACUACAAUAUUAAAUUCUCCGACAAGUGUCAUUUUAGAUGAUGAUGAUCAACAACAACAAAUGAAUAAUUCGAAUCAAGAACAAUUAGAAAGAGAAGACAAUUAA